AUGAAUUCAUCCCGACUCAUCCUCAACUCCGCGGCGGCCAAACGGACAUUCGUCACAUCAACCGCUCGGCGAGUAGUCGCACUCCCGCGUGCAUCGGUCGGCUUAACGGCGGGCCGGCUGCGCGGCGAUCAUUACCGGGUGCCGCGGAGCACCAGCCCAUCGCUAUUCUUUGUUGCCAGGGACCUGUCGACGGAGACUUCGACUUCGACGCCGUCGCCUGGCGGUGCCGCCCCGCCGCCGCCCGGCUUCAAGCUCGAGGAUGCGAAAAAACCCCUCGGCAUGUCGGAAAAGCCCGUAAAGAGUGAUAAGUCGCCGCUGCAGCAGGCGCAGGCGCAGCUUGCGGCCGCGAAGGAGGCCACCGCGGCGAAGGACUCUAAGUCGGCGGCGUCGGUCCAGAUUGCUACCGCGGAUGGGAAGGCGCUGGAUGGCUCGGCGAAGUCGGCCGCUGAGGAGAAGAAAUUGACGGUGUGGCAGAAGGUCAAGCAUGGUGUGCAGCACUUUUGGGAUGGUACUAAGCUGUUGGGUAUGGAGAUCAAGAUCUCUUGGAAUUUGGCGUUGAAGAUGGCGGCGGGCUACGAGUUGAGUCGGAGAGAGCGGCGACAGCUUGAGCGCACCGUCAAGGAUCUCGGCCGUCUGGUUCCUUUCUCAGUGUUCAUUAUCGUUCCCGCUGGUGAACUGUUCCUUCCCAUCGCUCUGAAGCUCUUCCCCAAUCUGCUCCCCAGCACGUACGAGGACCAGAAACAGAAGGACGCCAAGUCAAGCAAGCUCCGGACCACCAGAAAGGAUGUAUCGGCAUUCAUUCGCACCACAAUGAAGGAGGGCGGCAUUCUGCCGAUCGGUCCCAAGACCCGCCAGCGCGACGAGUUCACGCAGUUCUUCAAGAAGAUCCGCAACAGCGGUGAGUCGCCCACCCGGGAAGAGCUCAUCAAGGUCUGCAAGAUCUUCAAGGACGACGUUACCCUAGACGGCCUCUCGCGCCCGCAGCUGGUCGGCAUGUGCCGCUACAUGAACCUCAACACAUUCGGCACGGACGCCAUCCUGCGCUACAACAUCCGCCACCGCCUGCGCCAGCUCAAGCGCGACGACCGCGCCAUCUCCUUCGAGGGCGUCGACUCGCUUACCGUCCCGGAGCUGCAGAACGCGUGCGCCUCGCGCGGCAUCCGAACGCACGGCAUUUCCCCCGCGCGUCUCAGGGACGACCUCAACACCUGGCUGGAGCUGCGCCUCAAGCACGGCCUCCCCAGCACGCUGAUGGUGCUGUCGAGCGCGUUCAUGUACUCGACGAACAAGGGCGCCUCCGACUCGGAGCUUGACUCGCACUACGACGCGCUCCUGGCCGUGCUCAGCAGCAUCCCCGAAGAGCUCUACCACGAGAUCGAACUCGAGAUCCACAGUGCCGAGGGCGCCGCCACCAACAAGCAGCGCCUCGAGGUGUUCAAGGAGCAGCAGGAGCUGAUCGAAGAGGAGAACGAGCAGCGCAGCGAGGGCACCGCGCCCGCCGCCCCCUACUAUGACCGCGACAUCGACGAGAAGGUCGCCGAUAUCCUGGCCGCUUCGCCCAACGAUGCACCCGGAAAGGAGGAGGUCGCCAACGCUGUCAAAGAAGCUGAAGCUAUUCUGAAGGAGGAGACCGAGAAGAAGGCGUAG
This is a messenger RNA of Tricharina praecox, 1647 nucleotides long. Its product is annotated as LETM1-like protein-domain-containing protein. Gene Ontology annotation, molecular function: ribosome binding. Gene Ontology annotation, biological process: intracellular monoatomic cation homeostasis. The record is from RefSeq and is a predicted model, not a curated record. Bases 1 to 1647 code for a protein of 548 amino acids. The transcript is spliced from 4 exons. Lineage: Eukaryota; Fungi; Ascomycota; Pezizomycetes; Pezizales; Pyronemataceae. Gene Ontology annotation, cellular component: mitochondrial inner membrane.